Messenger RNA from Drosophila takahashii, 1214 nucleotides. RefSeq names its product probable serine hydrolase. The record is from RefSeq and is a predicted model, not a curated record. NCBI's taxonomy places the organism in Eukaryota, Metazoa, Arthropoda, Insecta, Diptera, Drosophilidae.
AAAUAGCACAUCUUACGUUGAAAUGAAGGUGUCUAGAGGUGUUCGCCUGCUAAAACUGCUCCCGAAUGUCCGGAACUCCAGCAGUGGACCCACCAAACCCCUGAAGAUCAUUAACUCCAAGCAUUUUGAGGAAAUCAGCAUACCCGUUCCAUGGGGACACAUUGCGGGCAAAUGGUAUGGACCCAAGCACGUGAGACCCAUUGUGGGCAUGCACGGCUGGCAGGAUAAUGCCGGUACCUUCGACACCUUGGCCCCGCUCCUGCCCUCGCAUCUCUCCUUCCUUUCCAUCGAUGCCCCCGGGCAUGGACUCUCCUCCUGGCUGCCAGCCGGCACUUCCUACCACUCCAUCGACCUGGUGCUCAUCACCCGCCGGCUGAUGGACGAGUACAACUGGGACAAGAUCUCCAUACUGGCCCACUCGAUGAGCUCCAUCAAUGGCUUUGUGUUCAGUGCUUUGUUCCCCGACAAAGUGGAUCUGUUUGUGGGCCUGGAUGUGCUCAAACCGCCCGUUCGAAGCUCUCGCAGUAUUGUGGAUGCUCUGGGCGAACGUAUCGAGUCCACCUUGAAGCUGGAACGCCGCUUGAGGAGUGGCUCCGAGCCACCAGCCUACGACUGGGAUCAAUUGGUGACGCGGCUGCACGAGGGCUCGAAUAAAUCUGUGUCUCUGGAUGCCUGCAAGUAUCUGCUGCAGCGGAAUUGCCGCCCAUCGACGCACGAGCCGCACAAGUAUUACUUCUCCCGCGACAACCGACUGAAGUCAUCGCUGUUCUACACUCUGCACCAGGAGGUGCCGAUGGAGAUGGCGCGCAGGAUCAAGUGCCCGCAUCUGUUCAUCAAGGCACUGCAGGCUCCCUACUACGAACGCAAGGAGUACUUUGAUGAAGUAUUGGCCGAACUACAGAAGAAUCCCCUGUUCGAAUUCCACGAGGUUGAAGGAACCCACCAUGUGCACCUUAAUGAACCGGAGAAGGUGGCGCCCAUCAUAAAUAACUUUAUCAACAAGUACCGACCCUUAUGAGAUCGCUAGUUAAUUGAUAGACUUAAUUUCCCCCCGACGCAGAUUGAUGAUAUUGACUGGAUAUUAGAUGAAAAUCAAUCUCAGUAGUAGAAAAUACCCAAACAUGGCACUUUUGGUUGCUUCUAUUUAAUUUAUUAUGUACAAUCGAUACCGGCAAUAACAUUAAAGUUAAACACUACAUUACAGACUUCAAAAU